AUGAUCGACUCAACACUCUCAUCGCGCCGUCAUUCCACGCUUGGAUCUACGAGCCCGACCGCUCGCCGCACUGCCACGGCUGUAGACGCAAUCGCCGAAACCGUCGCGGUGCUGCUGCAGUGCCCUCUUCCCGAUCGUGUUUACCUCAAGACCGAGGCUCAUCUCCUCUGUCCCUCAGACGUCUCCCUCAACAACUUCCUCUGGGACCCCGUGACCGAACGGGUCUGGAUGAUAGACUGCCAACACGUGAACGUCCUUCCACAGUCCUUUGCCAGCUUCUACUUCCACCAUACCACUGAUCCGUUCGUGAAGGCAGUCGCCGAGAGGAUCAACCUUCCGGUCUCCUCGCAGCUCGCUCUCGUCGAGUCAGCGGCCUCGUUCUGCAGAGCGGCAAUUCAUCCUUUGGUCUCGAUGAGUAUGGCAACGUCAAGCUACCCCGGCGAGACGUCUGUGUCGCGUGAUUGCACCAGGUGA
Messenger RNA from Cyclocybe aegerita, 474 nucleotides. The record is from the annotation of a GenBank genome assembly. NCBI's taxonomy places the organism in Eukaryota, Fungi, Basidiomycota, Agaricomycetes, Agaricales, Hemipholiotaceae.